This is a messenger RNA of Gigantopelta aegis, 4753 nucleotides long. RefSeq names its product sodium- and chloride-dependent GABA transporter 1-like. Gene Ontology annotation, biological process: sodium ion transmembrane transport. The transcript has 13 exons. Gene Ontology annotation, cellular component: membrane. NCBI's taxonomy places the organism in Eukaryota, Metazoa, Mollusca, Gastropoda, Neomphalida, Peltospiridae. The record is from RefSeq and is a predicted model, not a curated record. Bases 37 to 1929 code for a protein of 630 amino acids.
AACAGAUCCAUAGUUUGUUGUUAUUACUUGAGGAAAAUGUCGACAUCGACUUCUGACACGGAAAUGGUGGCGCUAGGUAACUUGUUAACGGAAGAGAAGAAACCCAAGAUUCGAAAACAGGACCAGUGGCCGAGGAAGUCGGAGUGUCUUCUGUCUCUCAUAGGUUACUCCGUGGGACUGGGCAAUAUCUGGCGCUUCCCGUACAUUUGUCAGCGAAACGGUGGAGGAGCCUUCCUGAUACCAUACUGCAUAUUUAUCAUCGCCCUGUGCUACCCGAUAUUCUUCCUGGAGCAAGCGAUUGGACAGUAUUCAGGACUAAGUCCCACAGACAUAUGGAGUAUGUGUCCAAUGUUGAAAGGUAUCGGCCACAGUAUGGUGACCAUAUCCGUGAUCGGCGUCAUCAUCUACAGCAUCCUGGGCUCCUGGAGUAUGUUCUACCUUUACAACUCCUUCUCGACGACGCUGGCGUGGACCACGUGCGACAACUGGUGGAACAGCAUCCACUGCAUUACGGGGAACGAGAGCAACAACAUCAGCGCUGUCGGCAACGUGACUGUUAGCGUGAUCGGGCUCGAGGUCGUGUACAACACGUCAUCGCAACAGCCUGCAGACGUCGGCAGGGAGUACGACAUGUGGGGCAGUAGCAACACCACGAGGACGUCGCUAGAAGAAUACUUCUUGUUCAACACGUUAAGGAUUUCAUCCGGUUUUGGUGAUGUUGGCAAGCUGCAGAUGCAUCUCGCCAUUGGUCUACUACUCUACUGGUUUUUAAUCUACCUAUGUGUCAUGAAGGGAAUCAAAUCUGUUGGAAAGGCUGUGUACGUGACGGCGGUACUCCCGUACGUCUUGCUCACUGUGUUACUGGUACGGUCCGCCAUCCUGCCCGGAGGUGUCGAUGGAAUUCUCUAUUACCUCACUCCGGACUUCACUAGACUCGGUCACACGCAGGUGUGGCUGGAGGCUCUCAUGCAGGUGUUUUUUUCGCUGGGAACGGGCUGGGGAGGAAUCAUCACUUUCUCCAGUCACAACAAGUUUAAGAACAAUUUCUUAUGGGACAGCUGGAUCUGCACCUUGGUGGGGGAAGGGACGAGUAUAUACGCCGGACUGGCAGUCUUCUCCGUUCUGGGAUUCCUUGCCAAGCGAGCAGGGAAACACAUUGCCGAUGUUGCGGCUGCAGGUCCUGGCCUGGCGUUUAUCGUGUACCCUCAAGCCAUCUCUCUGUUACCUCUUCCACAACUGUGGGCCGUCAUCUUCUUCCUGAUGCUCAUCACAGUAGGACUGGACUCACAGUUUGGCUGUGUGGAAACCUUUAUGCACGCUCUUCUUGAUGGCUUUCCACGCCUGCGCAAACACAGAAUGUUGGUGACGGCGGCCACAACGGGCAUGUUGUUUGCUUUAUCACUUGUUCUGGUAUCGCAGGGUGGAGUGUACAUCUUUCAGCUAAUAGACUGGUAUUUCUGUACCUUCUCUCUGUUAUUCAUAUCAUCGCUGGAAUGCCUUGCUAUUGGAUGGUGCUAUGGUGCUAGACGUUUCGGAGACGACAUUAAGAUGAUGCUUGGGUGGAGACCUCCAGCUGUGUACAACAUCUUCUGUUUCGUCAUAGCACCCACAAUGCUGAUGACUGCCCUGGUGGUUUCCUUCUUCCUGUACAAGCCGCCAAACUACGGCGAGUACGAGUAUCCGAGGUACGCCCGCAUCAUUGGGUGGAUGUUCGCCGGUCUGACGGUGUUACCCAUACCUGCCUACCUCGUUAGAGAGUUCCUCGCAAGGGAGGGAAGAAUAUGCACGAGAUUAAUACAGAUGUUGGAACCUGACACAAAAUGGGGACCACGUCACGACACCGAGUUAAUGACAUACAGCAAAACAUCACUCUUCAAACGCCGGACUCUUCGAGAAAACGCGCGUGAUAUACUCAACAUUCGUGAUUAGGGGCUUAACCAUGUGCGAUCAUGAUGUGUACUAGCAACUUACUGUAUUUAUAACAGUGUUAGCUAUCACCUGGUCGGAUGCAUUUCUUCAUACACGUGUUAUAAAUGUGUUGAGGGUUUUGUUUAAUUUUAAUAUUCGUUUCUGUCACACAGGAUACAAGGGGUUCUGUUACUCAUCUGAUAUAAUAUCCAUAAUAUUUAUGGCACACAUAAUCUGUUUACACAAUCUACUUGUGCUUAUUUAUGAACUUCACAUAACAAUGUUUUUACGUUCAUGGAAGUAUUAGCUACAUAAUCGCCUUAUACACUGUAUAACACGUGUAUAACUGUUUAUCAACUGCUGGGGAGUCGUAAAAUACUAAUCCCAUUCACUCAUUCAUUCAUUAAAUCCUUUAUUCGUCCAUACAUACAUUCAUUUAUUCAAUAUAAAAUACUAUGAAAUAACAACUGAUUUUUAAAAAAUUAAUUCACGAAAUAAGGGGAAGCCCCAUUCUUUUGUACAUUGAUACAAAUAAUGUAAUCCAAUUCAGAGAAUUUACUGAUUCAUUAUUAACGCGUAACGAAAAGAGUUAUUUUAUUAUUAUAUAUUAUUAUUUUAUUAUCUGAAAUGCGGUAAAGGAAAUAGUUGAAACGAUCAAGCAUUGUCGAAAGUUCAGGGAGAUAUGAACAUCAGGUGUUGAAGUAACAUCUUAUCAUUUGGACAAAUCAAAGCAUUUACAACAAAACAUUAUACUUUUACCGAUUGAAAUUAUAUCCAAUUAACUACUAGUAUAUCCACGAACUAAUCGUACCUAAGGUUACUUGUUAUGACUAAAGCACCAGUCUCACAUACACGAAUUAUACCCCGAAUGUCCAGGAAUAUACACGAUCCUAUGCAGCCCCGAUUUCUCCCGAUGUUUGGGCAAAAUUUGCAUGAUUCGGCUUCUUUCCCGAACUGCGUACGAAUGCUCACGACUGCGGCAAGAACUAAUACCAUACCACUACGAUCUUGAACCCAAUUCAUUACGAAUCGGGACGACCUACUACGUGUCCCCUAGAAUGCCUUCCCGAAUACGCUACCAAUCAUGACGAUUAAUGCGGGACGCGUCAAGAAUUACUACGACACGCCUACGAAUCCGCACGACUGCUACACGAAUAAGUACGACUGCCUCAAGAACCAGUACGACUUCUACACGAAUCAGUACGACUGCCGCAAGACGCCUAUAUGAAGGCUGCCGAACAGGCCAGAUUUCAUUCGAUGUUGUGUCUGCAAGCAGUGAACAUCACCAUGUCGCUCUUCAAGAAGUCAGCAACCGGCCGCAAGGGACGAGUGGAGAGCCAGCGUACCCGUGGAGAACAAGAGGCAGAGAAAGAGCCAGAGGUAGACGUACGAAUACCCCACGUUUAACCACGAACAUACUACGGUUACGCACGAUGCCCUCAAGAACUCGUAAGAUUGAGUCACGAUUUCAACUUUAUUCACGAAUACUCCCGACAGUUUUGAACAUGUUCAAAACAGUCGGGAGUCGAUCCAGAACAUUCAAGAAUACUGACGAAAGGCCAGGAACCCCUUACCGCCUCAGUACGUAUAUCCAAGAAUCACCAACAAAACUUAAAUCGGGCCCAUUCGGGACAUAAUUCGUUUAUGUGAGACGGGGGUUUAAAGGUGAGUUUUACGGCUGGCGCACGUGAGCACCAUAGCCAUUCCACAAAUCAAAAUAGGCGUACCCCUCUAACGAUUAAAAUUUUCAGAGUGAAGAAAUAAUACAUUGGUUACCGACUAUUCGGAACAUCUUUGAUGUAUUCGUUGGUAUCGGACAUCCACGAAGCAACUUUGCUAGUUUAUCUGUUACAUAAUUUACAUUGGUUAUCGACUGUUCCGAACAUCUUGGAUGUAUUGUUUGCUAUCGGACAUCCACAAAGGUUUGCUCAGUGCGUAAGACAUGCAAGUGAUCUCUCAUGUUUUUAUUGAUGGUGGUCAUAUGACCUAAAAUGUCAUUCACAAACUGUCAUUCACAAACUGUCAUUCUAAUACAAAGGAACUCGUACCUUUCUUAGAAAAAAUCAUCAAAUCAUCUAACUGCCAUUUGCCAUAUAUGUUAAUGGCACACACCCACCUCGUAGUACUUACAAAUGACCACCGACUGUAAACGGUGCUGCGUCGUAAAGUGUUACUGUUGCAAAGGUAUUUACGACGAUAAUAGUUCUAAGAUCAUUUCAUAGAAUGAGACGCUGGAUACAAACCACGGCUAUCUGGUCUUUGAAUCCAGGUUAGUUAUUAAAUAUGCAGCCUCGAUCAUAUAAAUAAACACAAAACACACACACACACACACACACACACACACACACACACACUCGGAUAUAUAUAUAUAUAUAUAUAUAUAGAGAGAGAGAGAGAGAGAGAGAGAGAGAGAGAGAGAGAGAGAGAGAGAGAGAGAGAGAGAGAGAGAGAGAGAGAGAGAGAGAGAGGGACACACAUACACACACAAAGCUUGGUUCAAUGUCAUUUAAUCAGUUUAUGCAUAACGUUUUUACAGUGGAGCUUUGUUCAUAUCUGUCAUUUAUGAGUUGGCGUUUGUCCCAGUGUUUGCUUUUGUUUUAUUUUUUGUUUGUUGUUUUUUUCUGUUUGUUUGUUUGUUUGUUUUUUGGGGUUUUUUUUCAUAAUUGUUUUUUGUUAAUUUGUUGCAAUCAAUAUUGGAAUUUUAACAUAAUUUUAAUAAAUGGUGAAUGGAUCUGCGUGGGUUUUUUGUCUCCUAGUACUGCUACAUUGGGAAACGUGACUAAAUAUUAACAUUGUGUCAGCAUACGUUAUUCUCAUACAACUGUAUUGCCCUACAUGUGUCAUC